AUGUUCCUGGAUUGUCUAAUAACUCUACCAACGAAAUCUGCAGGGUUCAUAAGCAUCGAUUGCGGCAGCAAGGAAGAAAGCUACGUAUACUCUGGCAAUGGACUCACAUACACGUCUGAUUCCAACCUCAUGAAAUCUGGGGAGGUGAAGGCUGUCCCAUCUAGUUACGUCGUUGAUGGAUACGAGAAGUACCUGUGGCAUCUUCGGACGUUUCCAAAAGGAAAGAGAAACUGUUACACGCUUCAGCCGGUGAAUCCUGGGUCCAAGUAUCUGGUUCGGGCCACAUUCUUAUAUGGCAACUUCGAUGGAUUGAAUUCGUUCCCUCAGUUUGAUUUGUACCUGGAGAGCACGUUUGUGCAGACGGUCAAUUCUUCGGUUUCAACGUCGUGGAGCUACGAAUUCAUAGUGCAGGCAAGAAGGAGCUACCUGACGCUUUGCCUGUGCAAGACAACGGAGCGUGACCCUUUCAUAUCAGUCAUUGAGCUUCGCCCCAUGCCCGAUGCCAUUUAUCCUGUUGUUAAUGCUACACUGGCUCUCAACAUGCAGUCCAGAAAAAAUUAUGGUACACGGGAUAGCACGGUCCGCAGUGUACUCAUGAGCAUCUCAUUUAGCCAUAUGCGCAUGUCUGCCUCUGAACUGUAUGGUUUUGCAAGCAGGUACCCGGAUGAUGCCCUUGACCGCUUUUGGUUCUCCUCAAAGACCCCGACUUUGGACUCCCUUAGCACCACGCUCAGUGUUUCGUCAACCUCUAGCGAAUACGCGCCACCAUCGGUCGUGAUGGAAACUGCUGCCGUCAGUUCAAACGCCAGCAGCGGAAUGAUUUCCAGCUCAAACAUCCAGCAGGAUGACUACUUGUUCAUGUGCAUACAUUUCGCAGAACUAAAAAAACUGGAGCCCAACGAAACCAGAGAAUUUAAUAUCACAUUGGAUUCUAAAUUAUUGCGCAAUGACUACCGUCCUCUAUACCAAGCUGCCACCACCGUAUGUUCCGAUGGCAUCUACACCUCGCAGAACAAUGUGGUGGAGUAUACUCCAACCGAACGAUCUACGCUUUCCCCGAUCUUAAACGCCAAGGAAGUUUAUAGUGUUGUGCAGUUGUCCGAUUCCGCAACCAAUGAUGGAGAUGAGUGCAAGAACGGGAGAACAGCUUCCGGGUUCAAGUUUUUUGCAUUAGCACACAGUACUUCUGUAAUAUUGCCUGCCUUAUGUGCAGGCAGCUCUCUUGUGGAUAUUAGGGACAGGUAUCAGAUCACUAAGGCCUGGACUGGGGAUCCUUGUCUACCUCUGAACUACACGUGGGAAGGCUUGGUUUGCAGCAAUGAUACAUUGUCCCCAAGGGUUAUCUCAUUGGAUUUAUCGAACAGUGGAUUAAGUGGUGAAAUCCCCUCCAGUUUAGCAAACCUUUCUGCCAUCGUUACUUUCCUUCAGGAUUUCAAGUUUUUUUCAGGUGAAAAUCCAUUAGUCCACAGUGGAGGAGCAGAAGACAAGGCUAUUGGUUGUCAAGCCUUCACUUACUCAGAAGUUGUCAAGGUCACCAACAAUUUUAAACAGAAAAUCGGGGAAGGAGGGUUUGGCCCCGUAUACGCAGGCCGCUUACAUGGGCAAGACGUAGCUGUCAAAAUCCUUUCUCACAGAUCCAAGCAAGGCUCAAAGGAGUUCUACACUGAGGUUGCUUUGCUCUCAAGGGUUCACCACAGAAAUCUUGUGUCAUUCAUUGGAUAUUGUGAUGAAGCUGAGAAGAUGAUUUUAAUCUAUGAGUACCUUCCGCGAGGAAAUCUUCAUCAAGCUCUGUCAGGUAAGAAAUUCAUGGACCUUGAUCUGCCGGAAUUUGAUUUGAAUUGGUCUCAAAGACUUCAAAUAGCACUGAAUGCUGCACAAGGAUUAGAAUACUUACACUCAGGGUGCAAGCCUGCCAUCAUUCACAGAGAUGUGAAGAGCACCAACAUCCUCCUAAAUGACAAGUUUGACGCCAAAAUUGCAGAUUUUGGCUUGUCAAAAUCUGGGAUGCCUGAUGGUGUUAGCCAUGUAUCAACUGCUGUUGCGGGCACCCCUGGUUACCUGGAUCCAGAAUAUUCCUCAACUUGCCGGCUAAAUGAGAAAAGUGAUGUAUACAGCUUUGGAGUUGUGCUCCUAGAGCUUAUUUCUGGAAAGCUACAUGUUAUGGAUGAACCAUCGGCACAAAAAAUCCAUAUUGUUGAGUGGGUAAAACCGAACCUUUUUAGAGGCAAUCAUGCGAAUAUUGCAGAUCCAAGACUCUGUGGGAGUUACGAUGUCGAUUCGUUAUGGAGGGUAGUGGACUUGGCAUUGCAGUGCACUAGAGAUAAGGGAAUCAACAGGCCGAAUAUGAGUUGCGUAGUAGCGGAGUUAAAAGAAGCCAUUAUGUUGUGUGGAGCAAGGUCGAUCCAACACGAACCAGAAGAGUGCAACUCGUCCUACAGUUCCAACUCUGCGCCCAUGGUGCCUCUGUCUCCAACUACACGGUUGUCUCCUUUGCUUCCAUCUGUUGUAUGUGAAACCUCCUUUCUGAUCAGAAGCAGUGGGGAAGAUGGGAACUCUGCAGACAUUGACCUUAGGAUGCUUGUUGUGGGAAAUCGUAGCACUCCAUAUCUCUCUGGCCUUAGGGCAGUCCUCAGCAUUUCGGGGAACAAGGAGCUCUGCUCGUCGGGUGUGUGUGAUGUUCCUCCAGGACCCAAACCGAAGCCCAGUAAAGGUAUCGUUAUUGGAGUAAGUGUUUCAGCAGGUUUGCUGUUUCUCAUGGUAGCCUCUGCAACCAUUGUUAUAAAGACGAAGAAAAGAAACCCACCUCGUGGAAAUCCAUCUUCAGACUGCAGUGAAGAAGCAAUAUUAGAGAUGUCUCCUGGGAGAUGCCAAGCUUUUACUUUCAAAGAAAUUGAAAAGAUCACCGACAAUUUUAGACAAAAGAUCGGCAAAGGAGGUUUUGGUCCUGUAUACCUUGGACGUUUAAAGGGGCAAAAGGUGGCUGUCAAAGUUUCUUCUGAUGAAUCCAAACAAGGCUUCAAAGAGUUCAAUAAUGAGGUUGAAUUGCUCUCAAGAGCUCACCACAAACAUGUUGUGUCAUUUUUGGGAUAUUGUCAUGACGCUAAACGCAUGAUUUUAAUCUAUGAGUACCUUUCAAGGGGAAGUCUCGAGGAUGCACUAUCAGGAAAAGCGCGAGUUAAUUUGGAUUGGAAUCAAAGACUUCAAAUAGCAUUGGAUGCUGCCCAAGGAUUGGACUACCUACACUCAGGGUGCAAGCCUGCCAUCAUUCACAGGGAUGUGAAGAGCGCCAACAUUCUCCUAAAUGACAAGCUUGAAGCCAAAAUUGCAGAUUUUGGCCUGUCAAAACCUGUGGCGUCUGAGGGUGUUACCCAUGUAACAACUGCUAUUAGGGGCACCCCGGGUUAUUGGGAUCCAGAAUACUGCGGAACCUGCUGCCUAAACGAGAAAAGUGAUGUAUACAGUUUCGGAAUUGUGCUCCUGGAACUCGUUUCUGGAAAACGACAUCUUAUUGACGUACCUUCAGGCGAAAAAAUUAAUAUUGCUCACUGGGUACGACAAAGCGUUUUAGAAGGCAAACAUGCAAACAUUGCGGACCCAACACUUUGUGGGAGAUAUGAGGUCGAUUCAUUACGGAGGGUAGUGGACUUGGCACUGCACUGCACUAGCGAUAAGGGAAUCAACAGGCCAAAGAUGUGCGACGUAGUAACUGAACUAAAAGAAGCCAUUAGGUUGUGUGGAGGAAAGCAGAUCCAACAGGAAUCAGGAAAGGGCAGCUCUUCCCACAAUACUGACUCCGACUCUGCUUUCAUAGUGCCUCGGUAAAAUUUAGCCCAUCAACUGGAUUUUCUUUGUUAAUGCUUCCCACCAGGGUGAUUGUUUGCAAAUAAAUGCGCA
Molecule: messenger RNA, 3894 nt
Organism: Nymphaea colorata (pocket water lily)
Lineage: Eukaryota; Viridiplantae; Streptophyta; Magnoliopsida; Nymphaeales; Nymphaeaceae
Product: probable LRR receptor-like serine/threonine-protein kinase PAM74
Exons: 19
Coding region: 1-3822 (1273 amino acids)
Biological process (GO): protein phosphorylation
Molecular function (GO): protein kinase activity; ATP binding
Source: RefSeq, a predicted model, not a curated record